AGAAAGACAGAGCGAGCAAGAAUCUGUCCCUAUUCCUCAUAGAGACGGCCAUGGCCAUUCCUCCUAAAAAUGCUCUCUACUUCCUGCUGCUCGUCUCCAGCUUCAUCCUUGGCGCCAUGGCGGAUCUAGCCUUAUCAUGCCCUUCCCGCUGUGAAGUGGAGCUACAAUGGACCUUAUACGCGCGGCAGAUUGGGGGCGGAGCAAACGCGAACCAGGAAGAGAUGGUUCACUCCGUGCACCCCACCACAGGAUUUGGUACGAUCGUCGUCAACAACUGGGAUGUGCUCGACGCGCCUCUGCCUAACGCAGCCAUAGUUGCCCGUGCAAGAGGCACUCACACCAAGGCUGGCCCAGCCGCCGGUGACUGGUUCACUUCUCUCAGCAUAGUCUUCGAGGGAGCCAGGUUCAAUGGGUCGACCUUUCAAGUCAUGGGGAUCACCAAUACAGAUGGUCUGUGGGCUAUUGUUGGCGGUACCAAAGAAUUGUCUAGGGCAGAUGGCACCAUUAAACAUACUCUGUUAAGGGCGACGGCCCUUGAGAACUAUAGACAACUUGAUAUUCGUGCAUUCUAUACCCCGCCUGCGGUUAAUGCAAAUGGUAUUGCUGCCCAGUAA
Messenger RNA from Triticum aestivum (bread wheat), 614 nucleotides. RefSeq lists its product as uncharacterized. The transcript has 3 exons. Lineage: Eukaryota; Viridiplantae; Streptophyta; Magnoliopsida; Poales; Poaceae. The coding region runs from base 51 to 614 and encodes 187 amino acids. The record is from RefSeq and is a predicted model, not a curated record.